Scomber japonicus (chub mackerel) is the source of this 1399-nucleotide messenger RNA. It is a transcript of the gene mfsd12b, whose product is annotated as major facilitator superfamily domain containing 12b. Gene Ontology annotation, biological process: carbohydrate transport. Gene Ontology annotation, cellular component: membrane. Lineage: Eukaryota; Metazoa; Chordata; Actinopteri; Scombriformes; Scombridae. The transcript has 9 exons. The coding region runs from base 1 to 1383 and encodes 460 amino acids. Gene Ontology annotation, molecular function: symporter activity. The record is from RefSeq and is a predicted model, not a curated record.
AUGGAGCAGUCUGUGUCUGCGGAUCGGUCUUUGCCGGUCUUCAGGCGGGUUUCUUACGCAACGGGCCACUUUCUGAACGACCUGUGCAGCUCUAUGUGGUUCACUUAUCUGCUGGUCUACUUCCACUCUGUGCUCGGCUUCCUGAGCACCACUGCUGGUGUGCUGCUGCUCAUCGGGCAAAUAGCAGAUGGAGUGUGCACGCCGCUGGUUGGAUAUGAAUCCGACAGGACCCCCGGCAGGAGGAAGACCUGGCAUUUACUGGGAACCCUCUGUGUCCUCUUGUCUUUCCCCUUCAUUUUUAACCCCUGCCUGGCCUGCACCAACAACACUGCUGAGUGGGCUCAGAUCAUUUACUUCUCCCCCUUCAUCAUCGUCUUCCAGUUUGGCUGGGCGGCCACUCAGAUCUCACACCUCUCCCUCAUCCCAGAGCUGGUGUCCAGCGAGAGCGCCAAGGUGGAACUCACUGCGUACAGGUAUGCAUUCACUGUGGUGGCCAAUAUCACGGUGUACGCUGUGGCCUGGCUGCUCUUUCACUUCCAGUCGCAGCACAAUAUGGAUCCAUCCAUCUCAGGCAGCCUGGGCCCGGUGGACAUCCCUCUAUUCAGGACGCUGUCCCUGAUUAUGAUGGGCAUCGGAGCAUUGUUCUCUGUCAUAUUUCACGUCGGCACAAAAGAGAGUGCACCACGCUCAGAGACGGAGAGUCAGCUGCUCACUCCGGCCCCCUCACGGGAAGCUUUGCCUCGUCCUGUAUUCCGGUGGAAACACUGGCUGAAGGAAUCAUCCUUCUACCAGGUGGCUUUCCUUUACAUGUGCACACGACUAAUAGUCAACCUGUCCCAGACGUACAUCUCAGUUUACCUCACCAACUCACUGAUGUUACCAAAGAACUACAUUGCCAUCAUACCACUGGUGAUGUAUGUCAGCGGCUUUGUGUGCUCUCUGGCCAUGAAACCAAUCAGCAAGCUCAUAGGCAUCAGUAUGACAUAUUUAAUAGGCCUGCUGUUGGUGCUUGGCUUCGCUAUCUGGGUGUUUUUGGACAGGAACAUGGGAGCUCAUAGUAUCUUCGGCGCAGCGGCGCUCCUGGGAACCGGUUCAGCUACCAUCCUCGUAAUGUCUCUGUCCAUGACUGCCACACUCAUUGGGGAUCAGACGCAAAGUGGAGCCUUCGUUUAUGGGUCGAUGAGCCUCACAGACAAGGUAGCUAAUGGUGUCGGGGUCAUCCUUAUCCAGAGCAUCAGACCAUGCAGCACAGAGGCUUGCUGCCCGGCCUGCGUCUGGUUUUAUCGUAACGUCAUGGCGGCAGUCACUGGGGGCGUGGCUUUGGCUGCAGCACUUUGCCUGUUUACAAUUAUCAUCAAACCAAUCAGGAGACGGAGAAAUUAGGGCUCUGAUUCUUUCU